This is a messenger RNA of Eruca vesicaria subsp. sativa (arugula), 1590 nucleotides long. NCBI's taxonomy places the organism in Eukaryota, Viridiplantae, Streptophyta, Magnoliopsida, Brassicales, Brassicaceae. The record is from the annotation of a GenBank genome assembly.
AUGAAUAAGUUUAACCUAGCACUCGAAGGGAAGAAGAUCAUUGGGUUUCACGGAUCUGGUGGUCAGAUAGUAUACAAUAUUGGAGCGUAUGUCACUUGGAUAACUCCAACUAAAGUGGAAGCAAAGGGUGGAAAGGGAGGCAAAGAGUGGGAUGAUGAUGGUUAUGACCAGCAAGAUGUAACAAUGAUUCAUGUGCGAGGUGAUUAUGGAGGCAUACAGUCCAUCCAAUUUGACUAUGUAAGAAAUGGAGUACUGAGAAAAGGGGCACUCCAUGGUGCUAGUGGAGGUUUCAGAAUGACGUAUGAGAUUAAGUAUCUCCAAGGGGAAUAUCUAGUGUCUGUUGAGGGUUACUAUGAUGAGGGUUCAAGAGUCAUUCAAGGGAUUCAGUUCAGAACUAACACGAGGACACUUGAAAUGAUGGGAUAUCCCAAAGGUAGGAAGUUUACAGUUGCGUCCAAUGGAAACAAGAUAGUUGGGUUUCAUGGAUAUGCAGACAAGAGGCUCAUCUCUAUUGGAGCAUAUUUCACGACAACUAGUUGUAAAUUGGAAUGCGUUGGUAUUAUCCGAAAGGGAAUAAGUUGGGAUGAUGGUUCUGGUUAUGACGGCAUAAGAAAGGUGUUGGUUUAUGCAGAUACGACAUCGGUAAAGUUUAUCAGCUUCGAGUACGAACACAGAGGCAAAGUCAUUAAGAGUCAUCAACGGAGAUUCCCUGCAGCAAAGGAAUUACAAGAGUUUGUGAUUGAUUAUCCAAAUGAAUUUAUCACGUCUGUGGAGGGUUCAUUCCAAGAUAACUUAAAUUAUUUGGUAAUCAAAACAUCAAAAGGGAGAACCUCUCCGACAUUUGGAAAUGUUAGUUCUGGAACCAGAUUUGUGCUGGAGAAACCAGGGAAUAUCCUUGUUGGGUUCUAUGGAAAAGAAGAAUAUUUUCUCUAUGCUCUUGGAGCAUAUUAUCGCCCCUUGCCUCCUCCUCCUGAUACCGAGAAACUAGAAGCACAAGGUGGUGAUGGAGGAGAUUAUUGGGACGACGGUAGUGCUUUCGACCGUAUAAGAAAAAUAUUCAUUGGACGAACCGAAAACGCUGUAGGUUUUGUCAAGUUUGCGUACGUCCAAAACAAUCGUUUUUCCUUGGGAGAUGAUCAUGGGAACAAGACCUUGCUAUCUGAUCUCGAAGAGUUCACACUGGGUAAUCCUAUGGAAUAUCUCACUUCAGUGGAGGGUAACUAUGAUGAUAAAUCCGGAGUUAUAACCAUGCUUAGAUUCAAUACCAACAUCAUAAGCAACUUUAGGGUUUUUGGAGUCGGUACAACAUCAAGCUUUUUACUCAAGAAGGAUGGACAUAAGAUCGUUGGGUUUUAUGGAAGAUCCAGCAACAUGCUUCAUCAAAUUGGGGUCCAUGUUCUUCCCAUUCUUUAAUGAUCUUUUUAUCUGUUGCACUUCUCGCUUGGUGUUUACAAUGUUGUUUUAUGUGUGUUUCCCACCAACUUCAGUUGAGUUCUGUAAUGAUCUCUUAUCUGUUGCACUUCUCAGCUUGGUGUUUACAAUGUUGUUUUGCUUGUCUUCCCACAAUCUCAUUUACUAUUAAAGACAGCC